AUGGCGUCUUCCUCGGAAGCACUCUUUCAUCCCUCAAAAUAUGUGACGCGAGCUCUCAAAGACUCAGAUGAUACGCUGGAGGCUAUAGAGACCAUCCAGUCAGAGAAUAAAGUCAAAAUCCCGUCCAUACACGCCGCCCUCUCCCUGCUUGACCUCCAUGGGAUCAGCAGGGAGGAAACUCACCGUAGCCUUUUUAAGACCCUUCAAGAGAACCUGACCGAGAGACUCACUUCAUUGGACAGCAAGAGUAUUAAGAGGCUCCUGGACAAAGCUUUCCAGUAUACGUCGGUCCCAGAGAUCUGUAGUGUGGUCAUGAAAAUGCUUGAGACACUCUCAGCUCAGCAACCCAUUGACGAAAAAUAUUUGCUAGAGAUUGCUGAAAAGGAAGAGCUGUACAAUGACUGCCCAAUAAUUGUCAAGAGGCAGAUAUGGCAGCUUAAUCCUGGUGUAUUUGGAGAGGCUGUCAGCCCACUGCUAGACCAGUACAUUGCAGAAAAGGAAUCACAGCUAUUUAACAUAUCAGAGCAGAGCUUCUUUAUGCAGCCUGUGAAGGCAAGGAGGCAAUCCUCCAUACUAAAGCAACUAGUUGAGAUGCUUGGAACUUCGCUUCCUCUAUAUAACACACUCACACAGUUUCUAAGGACUCUCUUUCUUAGAACUAGAGUUGGUCAUUAUUGCACUCUUAGGGCAGAUAUCAUUAUGAUGCUCCAUGAAAAAGAAAGCAGUCAUUUGGAGAGUCUACUUCGUUUGCUGUUCAUUGGCUUAAAAUCAGCCAGUUACUUGGAAACUAAGUCAUACAGUGGAGAUCCAUUGGAAAUUGAUAUCAUAAUAAAAUUUCUUCCCGAGCUCCUGUCCUUCAUGACAGAGUCAUCACUGAGGCUAAUCCACAGUAAACUAAAGCAGGACUACCCAACAUACACCCUCUCUUCAUCUUUCAUCAGACACCUGACAUCAACCACAGGGGCAAUGCAACUCACUACAUCCUACUCACUCUACCUCAUCGACAAAAAAGACUUUAAAACUCUCUCCUCUCUCCUUCCAGCCAUUGCUUCUUCAUACACAGAAUCAGAAACUGAUAUAUUUCCCGAUGGAUACAUGAAUUCGGUUGUAGUUGGCGUUAGCUCUUACUUGGGGACAAUUAGAGAAGCCACAUUGCUAGCGAUAAUCAGAGAGUUCUUCCUGCCUUGUGCUAGACACUCGGAGAUGUGUCUGCUCUAUUUGUGCAGGUUUCUCUGGGUCGGCUCCAAUAAAAUAAAAAGAGAGAUUGUCCAGGAGACACUGGAUGAAAUGAGACCUGCAACUGAUCAGGUUAGUCCAAUGGCUCAGGACCAGUAUCAGGAACUAGUUGAUAGAGUGAACAGCUACACUCAAUAAUCAGAACACACUAUAGUCUAUUGAACUAUUUUCUGUUACAUGUGUAUAACUUUUGUCAUUCACUUUUCUUCAUUCCUAAUUUCUCUCUUAUUUACAUUAUUAUAAUAAUUAAAUAUAAAAAAAAAAUACAAAAAGACACCUAACCAACCAAAAAUAAAUAGUUAAAUACAAUUCAUUUUGUCCUUCAUUUAUCCUCUCAAAG
This is a messenger RNA of Amphimedon queenslandica, 1576 nucleotides long. RefSeq names its product negative elongation factor B-like. Gene Ontology annotation, cellular component: NELF complex; nucleus. Gene Ontology annotation, biological process: negative regulation of transcription elongation by RNA polymerase II. The transcript has 5 exons. The coding region runs from base 1 to 1374 and encodes 457 amino acids. NCBI's taxonomy places the organism in Eukaryota, Metazoa, Porifera, Demospongiae, Haplosclerida, Niphatidae. The record is from RefSeq and is a predicted model, not a curated record.